This is a messenger RNA of Ilex paraguariensis (yerba mate), 513 nucleotides long. Lineage: Eukaryota; Viridiplantae; Streptophyta; Magnoliopsida; Aquifoliales; Aquifoliaceae. The record is from the annotation of a GenBank genome assembly.
AUGAGUCAGGUAUUUGAAGGAUAUGAGCGUCAAUACUGCGAGUUUUCGGCAAAUUUGUCAAAAAAAUGUGCAUCCGCCAGUCUCCUUGAGGGAGAGCAGAAGAAACAAAAAGUGUCUGAUAUUAAAGCUGGAUUGGAUGAUGCUGAGACUCUGAUUCGUAAGAUGGACCUUGAAGCUAGGAGUUUACCACCGAAUGCAAAGGCUAUGCUUCUUGCCAAGUUACGAGAAUAUAAGACUGAUCUGAAUAAUUUGAAAAGCGAAGUCAAAAGAAUCACAUUGGCUGGUGCUAAUCAAGCUGCUCGAGAUGAUUUAUUGGAAUCAGGAAUGGCAGAUACAAUGAUGGUGUCUGCUGAUCAAAGAGGAAGAUUAUUGAUGUCAACUGAGAGAUUAAAUCAGUCCAGUGACAGAAUCAAGAAAGCAGAAGAACAAUGCUGGAAACAGAAGACCUUGGUGUCUCAAUUCUUCAAGACUUACAUCAACAGCGUCAGUCUCUCCUGCAUGCCACACAAUACG